Molecule: messenger RNA, 1132 nt
Organism: Phytophthora nicotianae INRA-310
Lineage: Eukaryota; Oomycota; Peronosporomycetes; Peronosporales; Peronosporaceae
Exons: 1
Coding region: 71-1063 (330 amino acids)
Source: RefSeq, a predicted model, not a curated record
GCGCAAAAGCCACAAAGCAAUAAGAACUCGAUACGCUACAUCUACUUACACGACACCAACUGAAACAGCAAUGGCAGACCAGGCCAAGUGGCAAGCGCUUAUGAAGUGGACCAUGAAGCACACGGACGGCACGACACCAACCGAGGCCACGCCCAUCUCGGAGGACAAGCGCCGAUUUCUGGAGAUGGUCAUGAACGAAGGUGUGAUUGACGAGAACGAGCGUGUCAAGGACAUUCUGCGCAUCUUGGAAGGCGAAGACCCGCGUCUUGUGUUCGCUAAGGAGGACGGAACGAUUGCCGAUGAAGACAAUAGCCCUUCGCCCGAGGAGCUGGCGCAGUACAAGGACACUCUGCUGGACGAGCUGCUGACACGCAUCGAUCAGAUCGACAACGCGCAGAACUUCGUGAAGAUGGGCGGCCUGCGCAUCAUGAUCAACGUCAUUAAGAAAUACGAACAGGCCUCAUCCCGCGCCUUGGCAGCUGAAGUUUGUUCCGUCGUUGUACAGAACAACCCGUACUGCCAGGACGCGGCCGUGGAGAGUGGACUACUGGAGGUGUUGUGCGGUCUGGCCCGCGAGGACAAGGACGUCACGUGUCGUGUGAAAGCGUUGCUUGGCAUCUCGUGUCUAGUGCGUCACCACGCCGCAGCAGAGAAGAGAUUCCUGGGAGAAAGCUGCCAGGGUCUCGAGCUUAUGCGUCAGAAUCUGGAGAGCGCCACGGACGUCCGACUGCAACGCAAGUCGCUGUUCUUCUUGCGGUAUCUGAUCCGUAACACUCGUUCGACAGCGGACCUGGUGCUGCAGAAGAACUUCUUCAUCCGGUCAGCAGCGGCGUUUAUCACCAAUGAGGAUGUGGAUCUGUGCGAGAGCGCAGUGGAGGGACUGGCAGAAUUCGCCAUGAUCGGUCCUGAUUUCAUGGCAGCGUGUAAGAAAUCCGAGUUUGAUCUCAUCGCCAAGUGCAACGAGCGUAUUAAACAGAUUGACGCACUAGAAGAUGAGGACAAGGAGUUCGCACAGGAAACCAAGACCCGUGUGGAGUACUUGAAGAAGGUAUUGACCGUCUAAGCAGACUAAUGCAAUAGAUAGAUAACUUUUGAAUACGCUUUUCCACUAUCACGUUAUUUCGGACGUCAC